AUGGACAGAAAUAAAAAUGAAAUAUUAUUUUGGAAAAUUUUUAGAAAUUCAUAUUUAAAUAAAAUAAUAUUUGAAAAAAUUAAAUGUAAAUGUAGAUUACUUUGUUAUUCAUAUGAUAAAAUCUUUUUUUGUGAAUGGAUGAUAAUAAAUAAUUAUUUAGAAUUAUUGAAAUAUAAAGUAAGAAGAGGUGAUAAAUUAAUAUUUAAUAAUACAUGGGUGAAUGUAUUCUAUAAUUAUGAAAAAUUAACUAGAACCCAACCAGAAUCAUUAAAACGUUCAAAUUCAAGAUUUAAAUACGAUCAAUUAGAAGAUGAUUAUUCUUUAAUUACUUCAAAAAAAGGAAUUUAUGAAGUUAAUUCAAUUUUUAAUUGGUUUAAAGAUGAUUAUGAUUUUUAUUUAAAUUUAUUUAAAAAUUAUUCAAAUUAUUUUAAAGUUAAUAAUGGUAAUAAUAAUAAUAAUAAUAAUAAUAAUAAUAAUAAUAAUAAUAAUAAUAAUAAUAAUAAUAAUAAUAAUAAUAAUAAAGAUUAUGAAAAUCAAGAAAAUAAUAAAAUAAAAAAAUUACGAAUGUGUCAAUCAGAAAGUAGAACGUCAGUUCAUCCAUUAUCAUUAAAACAAAUUAUAAAUCUUAUAAUUGUUUUUGAUAAUGUUUCUGCAAUGAAAGUUUUAGUUGGACAAGGUUAUUAUAUUAGAGAUGACGAACAAAUUUUUAAAGAUUUUAUAAAAUCAUUUGAAAUUGGUUCAUUAAAAUUAGCAGAAUUUAUUUAUAAUAAUUAUUUAAAUUUAGAAUUUACAAAAGAAAAAGAAAAGAUUCAAUCACUUUGGAAUUUAGCUAUUUUUACUGAAACAAACUUUAUAGAUAUUCAAAAAGAAGAUGGAUUAGAAUUAUUUUUAAAUAAAUUUUAUUUAAUGAAGAAAUUAAAAAGCAACGACAACAACAAUAAUAAUAAUAAAAUAAUUUCAAAUUGUGAUAGUGAAAUAAUAUUUAAAAAUAUUCAAUCAAUAUUAAGAAUGAAUAUUUUUAAAAUUAAAUUUAAUAUUUUAAUUGGUUAUGCAGAAGUGAUAUCAAUUUUAAAUGAUCAAUUUGAUUUUCAAAAUAAUAUAAUUAAAAAUUAUAAAGCAAAUACAAAUAAUAAAGAUAUUAAUGAAAGUUUAGAAGAAGAUAAAAAUGAAAUUUCAAUUCUAUCAAUUAAAGAAAUUAAUGAAUUAAAAUUAAAACUAAUUGAAAAAAACAUUAUAAAUGAAAUUAAACCAUUGAAUCAAAAUGAUUGGAAUUCAUUAAAGCAAGAUUUAGAAGGGCUAUAUAAAAUGUUAAUAAUAUUUACAGGUUUCUCAAUUCCUGAAAAUUAUUUCAUUUUUAAAUUAAAAUUUAAUAAAAUAUUAAAUUUUAAAUCAAUGAAUUUCAUAACCAAUAAUCCAAAUGAUUACUUUUUAUAUAAUUUAAAAGAUGGUGGUAAACAGUUGAUUUAUAACCCAGUAUUUUCAAAUUAUAAAAAUGAAAAGAUUCAAAUAAAAUCAUUUUUAGAAAAUUGUCUUUUAGAUUUAAAUUUAAGAGAUGAUAAAUAUCAAUCAAAUAAUUUAUUUUCAUUAAUUAUUAGAGAUAAUCAAAAUGAUGAUGAUCAUGAAAUCAUUGAAUAUGGUAUAAAUAAUCUUUUAUUUAAAGGUGAAUUACCAAUUGAUUAUAAUUCAUUUAAAAAUAUAAAAUCAAUUAAAACAUUUGAUUUUAUUUUUAAAUCAAUUCAAUUAAAAUAUCCAAACAAUCUUUCAACUAAUUUAUUAUCCUCAAUUAUUGAUAAUUUCCAACUUGCCACUCAUUUCAAAGAAAACUAUCCAAAUCAAUAUAAAUCAUCAUUAAAAACAAUUAAAUUCAGUGAUAUUAGUGAAUUUAAAAAUUUUACUCAACUCAAAUUUAUAAUUCACAAUUGGUUAGAUUUUAAAAAUAUAAUCAUAAAAAGUAAAGGUAAAAAUUGGGCCCAAGAUAUUGUAAGGUAUAAAAAAGAAUUUAAUAUAAAUGAAUUUAAAACUUUUGUUUCAUGUUUUGAUAAUCUUCAAAAUACCGACACUAGAAAUAAUAACGAUGUCAAAGAAGAAGAUGAUGAUGAUAAUGAUGAUAGUGAUAAUAAAUCACUUUAUUAUGCAAAUGAUACAGAAGAAUCAUUUUAUGUUUACCAAAAUAGACCAGAACAUUUAAAAUCUGGUAUAUGUGAACCUAUCAGAAUUGAAUUCAUGAACACCAUUAAUUACAUUAAUGAAUCUAAAUAUGGUGACUUAUUUAAACAUAUCGUUCAAAGAUGUGAUUUUAAUGCUAUUGAUCAAUGUAUUUCAAUUUUAGGUCAACCAAGCCAAGAGGAAAUUGAUCUGGAUUAUAAAAAUUUAGAUGUCAUCAUACAUAUUCUAUCUCGAGAAGCUUUUGAAAAUGGAAAUACUAUUGUUUUCGAUUAUUUACAAAAUAAAAGUAGUAAGGGCUUCAUUGAAAUAAAUGAUUGUUAUCCUUGGUAA
This is a messenger RNA of Dictyostelium discoideum AX4, 2496 nucleotides long. RefSeq lists its product as hypothetical. Bases 1 to 2496 code for a protein of 831 amino acids. The transcript has 2 exons. The record is from RefSeq and is a predicted model, not a curated record. Lineage: Eukaryota; Evosea; Eumycetozoa; Dictyosteliales; Dictyosteliaceae.